Messenger RNA from Cynara cardunculus var. scolymus (artichoke), 2755 nucleotides. RefSeq names its product protein transport protein SEC23-like. Bases 1 to 2331 code for a protein of 776 amino acids. Lineage: Eukaryota; Viridiplantae; Streptophyta; Magnoliopsida; Asterales; Asteraceae. The transcript has 12 exons. Gene Ontology annotation, molecular function: GTPase activator activity; zinc ion binding. The record is from RefSeq and is a predicted model, not a curated record. Gene Ontology annotation, biological process: intracellular protein transport; COPII-coated vesicle cargo loading; COPII-coated vesicle budding. Gene Ontology annotation, cellular component: COPII vesicle coat; endoplasmic reticulum exit site.
AUGUCGACGGAGAUGGCGAAUACGGAUCCAGAAGGAAUCGACGGAGUUCGUAUGACCUGGAACGCCUGGCCACGUACAAAAGUUGAAGCCAGCAAGUGUGUGAUCCCAAUCGCCGCCUCGAUCUCUCCGAUCCGCCCUCAUCCACACAUUCCGACCAACCCUUACGCACCUCUCCGAUGUAAGACCUGCUCCGCCGUCCUCAACCCCUUCUGCCGCGUCGACUUCUCCGCCCUCAUCUGGAUCUGCCCACUCUGCUUUCAACGCAAUCACUUCCCUCACCACUUCUCCGGUAUCUCUGAAACUAACGUCCCCGCUGAACUUUACCCUCAAUACACCACAAUCGAAUACACUCUCCCCACUCACGAUGUUCAUCACACACUUCCUCCACCUGUCUACGUAUUCGUGCUCGAUACCUGCAUGAUCGAGGAGGAACUGGGGUUUGCCAAAUCGGCGUUACAACAAGCGCUUGAAUUCUUGCCGGAAAACGCUUUGGUGGGUUUUGUUUCCUUUGGGACGCAGGUUCAGGUUCAUGAAUUAGGGUAUGCUGAUAUGUCUAAGGUUUAUGUCUUUAGAGGAUCAAAAGAGAUGACCAAAGAUCAGGUUUUGGAUCAAUUGGGGUUAGGUGGUGGAGGUUUUGCCGGUGGCCGGAGAGUUGGUGGUGUGCCAGGGCAGGGGUUUCAGAAAGGGGCAAUACAAGGUGGGGGGUUUCCUAACUCUGGUGUUUCAAGGUUCUUAUUGCCUGCUUCUGAGGGUGCAUACAUUAUCCAUUCGCUUUUGGAGGAACUAGGCACAGAUCAAUGGCCGGUUGCACCUGGUAAUCGAUCAUUAAGGUGUACUGGGGUGGCACUGAGUGUUGCAGCAGGUUUGCUUGGGGCUUGCUUGCCUGGUACUGGUGCUCGAAUGGUUGCGUUAGUUGGCGGUCCGUGCACAGAAGGCCCUGGUUCGAUUAUAUCUAAAGAUCUAUCAGAUCCGGUUCGUUCACAUAAAGAUCUGGACAAAGAUGCAGCACCAUAUUUUAGAAAGGCAGUUCAGUUUUACGAGGAACUUGCAAAGCAGAUGGUCAGUCAGGGUCAUGUUUUGGACCUUUUUGCUUCUGCACUUGACCAGGUUGGGGUUGCAGAGAUGAAGGUCAUCAUUGAAAGAACUGGUGGUCUCGUUGUUCUAGCUGAAAGUUUCGGUCAUUCAGUUUUCAAGGACUCAUUCAAGCGUGUUUUUGAGAAGGGGGAAGAGUCUCUUGGCCUUGCCCAUAAUGGCACGCUUGAAAUAAACUGUUCGAAGGACAUUAAGAUUCAGGGGAUCAUCGGACCUUGCACAUCCUUGGACAAGAAAGGACCUUCUGUUGCGAGCACAACAAUUGGACAAGGGAAUACGACCGCUUGGAAGUUGUGUGGACUGGACAAAGAUACUUGCUUGACCGUUUUCUUUGAUAUAUCAUCAAGUGACAAAGACCCUUCUGGCAAUUUGAAUCCACAGUUGUAUAUACAGACUGUUACGAGUUACCAGAGCGUUGAUGGGCAAUCAAAAAUGCGAGUUACUACUAUUACUAGAAGAUGGGUCGAGAGUGCCGUUGUUUCGGAGGAAUUGAUGCAAGGUUUUGAUCAAGAGGCUGCUGCUGUAGUAAUGGCUAGAUUAACUUCUUAUAAAAUGGAGAUGGAGGAAACAUUUGAUGCAACAAGGUGGUUAGAUAGAAAUCUCAUUCGUCUGUGUUCUAAAUUUGGCGAUUACCGAAAAGAUGAUCCAUCCUCGUUUUCUUUAAACCCAAGUUUCUCAUUGUUCCCCCAGUUUAUGUUCAAUCUUCGGAGAUCACAAUUCGUGCAGGUGUUCAAUAAUAGUCCUGAUGAAACUGCUUAUUUUCGCAUGAUGCUAAACCGAGAGAGUAUAACAAAUGCCACCGUCAUGAUUCAACCUUCAUUAAUAUCAUAUUCAUUUAACUCCCUGCCUUCACCGGCAUUGCUUGAUGUGGCAUCCAUUUCAGCUGAUCGAAUCCUUUUACUAGAUUCGUACUUUAGUGUUGUUAUUUUCCAUGGCAUGACGAUAGCUCAGUGGAGGAACAUGGGUUACCAGAAUCAGCCAGAACAUCUAGCAUUUGCACAGUUGCUGCAAGCUCCACAUGAUGAUGCUGAACUGAUCAUACGGGACCGUUUUCCUGUCCCAAGAUUGGUGGUGUGCGAUCAACAUGGUUCUCAGGCUAGAUUCUUGUUGGCCAAGUUGAACCCAUCAGCAACCUACAAUAACGAAGUGGCUGCUGGAAUGGAUGUUAUCUUCACGGAUGACGUGAACCUUCAAGUGUUCUUCGAGCAUCUACAGAGGCUGGCAGUACAAUCUUCUUAACCCCCGAUCAAAAUUAAGCACUUGACACAGUUUCAAAACUCACGGGUGAUCGACCUUCUCUUUCCUCUCCGAUUACUUGUUCAAUUGCCGAAAAUUAUUCAAUUAUGCAUGAGAGAUCAAUCAUUCUGUUAAGGGUGUUGGCAAUACAGAGUGUUGAGAGAGUGAUUAUUUGAGGCUGCAAGUUAGCGAGAGGAGUAUGCGACAUUUUUCAUUUUGCCGGUUUUGUAAGUUACUCAUGAGAUCAUCGUUGUGUAUUCAACUAUAAGGUUAUAUAUUGGAGCCAAAACCAAAAGAGCAGCAAAGGUUUGGAUUUGGGUUUUUUCGUGUUACGAUUGUUGAUACAUGGUGGUGGAAUGUACACUUUGAAUUCUCUCUUUUUGUACGUCGGAUAAUACUAUUGGUUUUGACCUUUUAUUCCAAGUCA